UUGUCAACUUUAAUAAUUACAGAUUACAUUGGAGUGUACUGGUGAAGCUCCUGAGAAUGCUACAGUUACUAUACAGUGUAAUGGAACUGGUGCUGUGUAUUAUAGCACAUAUUUAGUAGCAAAUGCUCAUUUACCAAUGAAUAUAACAGGAUCAGUACCAGUACCACUACAUCAACAGUGUACCAUCACUGUUGUAUUUAGUAAUGAGGCUGGUAGUAGUGAACCAUUUAUACUAGCAUUUGACACUACUCUACCUAUCAGUAAUACACCAUCUCCUACUAAUACUCCAUUAGUUACUAGCACACCAGGUAUAACUUCACCUAAUAGUACUGUUAUCAUCAUACCAGUAGUAAUAUCACUGACUAUUGUUAUAAUAAUAAUAAUAAUAACAGCAGUGUGUGUCACUGUGUUGGUGUUUGCUGUGUAUAAAAGGAACAGGAAUAGGGCUACCUCAUCUCAACACAUAAGUACAGUACCUAAUGCAGCAUAUGAAGAUAUUAAUAAAUUUAAUAAAUUAAAUAUUAAUGUUAAUCCAGCUUAUGGUGAGGUGAGAGGAACAACAACUGAACAGCAACAACACGUGACUUAUGAAGAAGUUAAUUUUUAACAAUUUUAUAAA
Messenger RNA from Amphimedon queenslandica, 619 nucleotides. RefSeq lists its product as uncharacterized. The coding region runs from base 137 to 607 and encodes 156 amino acids. The transcript is spliced from 4 exons. The record is from RefSeq and is a predicted model, not a curated record. Lineage: Eukaryota; Metazoa; Porifera; Demospongiae; Haplosclerida; Niphatidae.